Molecule: messenger RNA, 620 nt
Organism: Thrips palmi
Lineage: Eukaryota; Metazoa; Arthropoda; Insecta; Thysanoptera; Thripidae
Exons: 4
Coding region: 1-507 (168 amino acids)
Source: RefSeq, a predicted model, not a curated record
AUGGCGGGACAGUCGGGCACCGCGCGCGCCCCCGCGCCCCCCGCGCCCACCUCCCCGACCCCCGCGGGGGCGCCGCAGGCCGCGCCCCACAACAAGCGGCCCACCAUCAUCAUCUACCCCACAGUGUCUCCCGAGUCCGUGGUGAUCCCCAUCGUGUCCUGCAUCCUCGGCUUCCCGCUGCUCGCCCUGCUGGUCAUUUGCUGCCUCCGGCGGAGAGCCAAGCUGGCCCGGGAACGAGCCAGACGGGGACGCCCAGGGAACUGCGACACAGGCCAAGGGGCGCUCUCCCUGGUCCGCCUCAGCGCCAUCAGCCGGAUAGGCACGGACCGGGCCAUGGCGGGUCGCACCAUCAGCCUCCGCGGCGAGCGCGGCGACCGGUCGCUGUCCAGGGCCUUCCCCUCGCUGGACCUGGAGCUGGACACCGUGGUGGAGGAGCGCUCAUCGGACCCGGACCCGGAGGUCCUGCAGGACCUGUGCUCCGCGACCUCCAUUGACAUCGACAGCUAGCAGGAGGUCUCCCCGGGGCCUUACAGCGGCCUCCAGGGGCCGUCGUUCAAGGACCCGGGGACCAAGACGUUGCCCAGCCCUCACGCCAACGGCGGCCCGCACGCCCUGGCCGC